AUGUUGACACAACAGACUUUAGAGUUCGAUUUUAAUACUCAACAUCAUUUACAAGAUGGAAAUGUUCUUAUAAAGUCUGAAGAUUAUCUUAACUAUUCCCCUAUGGCCUCUAUUUCUCAUCAAUCUUCUCAGCAUUUACCUAUGCAAAUUGAACUUGCGCAAGAUGGGAUGCCUUUUAGUGGAUGGUGA
This is a messenger RNA of Cetraspora pellucida, 189 nucleotides long. Lineage: Eukaryota; Fungi; Glomeromycota; Glomeromycetes; Diversisporales; Gigasporaceae. The record is from the annotation of a GenBank genome assembly.